AUGGUACGAGCACUGCCUCUGAGUGCAUGUGCUACCGCUGUUGCAGCGCAAUUCAACGUCAAGCACACACAGUAUGGCACAAGUCCUCCUGUGUAUCCCUCGCCUCGGACUUGUGGAGCAGGUGGAUGGGAUGGAGCUCUUGAGAAGGCACGGGCAUUCGUCGCAGAGUUGACAAUUGAAGAAAAGGCUCAGAUGGUCACAGAGUUCAGAGGCAAAGGCGCCCACGUAGCUCUAGGUCCCGUUGUUGGUGCAAUUGGUCGAUCACCAUUCGGUGGACGCAACUGGGAGGGAUUCAGUCCCGACGCCUACCUCUCGGGCGUUCUCGUCGAGGAGACUGUCCAUGGAGUUCAGAGUGCCGGCGUCCAGGCAUGCACAAAGCACUAUAUCGCAAACGAACAAGAAAUCCAAAGAAAUCCUUCGAUCGUCAACGGUGUCACAAUCGAGGCCGUCAGCUCCAAUGUGGACGACAAAACCAUGCACGAGACAUAUCUUUGGCCUUUCGCCAACGCCGUUCGGGCAGGCACAUCUGCUGUGAUGUGCUCGUACCAGCGCAUCAACGGUAGCUACGGGUGCCAGAACAGCAAGACUCUCAAUGGGCUGCUGAAAGAAGAACUAGGCUUCCAAGGUUAUGUGAUGAGCGAUUGGCUCGCAACACAUUCUGGCGUGGCUUCCAUCGAAGCGGGGCUGGAUAUGAAUAUGCCUGGCGGUGUCGGUUUCCCAGAUCCGACACUAUCGUUCUGGGGUGACAACAUCACCGUCUCCGUGAAUAACGGAUCGCUCGCGGAAGAACGAGUCGACGACAUGGUCCUUCGGAUCAUGACACCGUACUUCCAUUUGGGCCAAGACGCCGACUUUCCUCCGAUCGACGGAUACACCCCGCACCUCGGCUUCUUUGGUGCUUCUGGAUAUGCGCACAACUUCAUGCUUGGCCCAACUGUGGACGUCCGCAGUCAGCAGCAUGCGCAGCUGAUCCGGGACCUUGGCGCAGCCGGAACAGUACUGUUGAAGAACGUCAACGGAGCUCUGCCUCUAAAGACUCCUAAGACAAUUGGGGUUUUCGGCAACGACGCGGCUGAUCUUACGAGGGGACAAUACUCGCUAGCUACGAUGGGACUCAACCUGAUGGAUGGCGAUUACGACGUCGGCACGCUGGCAGUCGGGGGCGGCUCUGGCACGGGCCGCUUUUCGUAUGUGGUGUCACCUCUAGAAGCUAUAAAAGCUCGUGGCCAGUCGCAGGGAGCUGUUGUGCAGUACAUCACUGACAACGAAUACAUUGUUGGGGGAGGUCUCGCUAGCCUCGGCCCUGCACCACCAGAGGUGUGCAUUGUCUUCUUGAAGUCCUGGGCCAGCGAGGGCGACGACCGCACCACGCUGAUUGCAGAGUGGAACUCUACGUCUGUCGUGGACCGCACAACAGCCGUCUGUAACAAUACCGUGGUGGUGCUCCACGGCGCCGCACCAAACACCAUGCCGUGGCGCAACAACCCGAACGUAACAGCCAUACUGGCAGCACAUAUGCCAGGCCAGGAGUCUGGGAACUCUGUGGCUGACAUCCUGUGGGGCGACGUGAAUCCGUCCGGCAGGCUGCCCUACACGAUCGCCGACGACGAGACCGACUACGCCAAGAAUCUGAUCAACAGCACCGAGCUGGCCACCACCACUGAUUCCGAUGCAUGGCAGGCCGACUUCGCCGAGGGCAACUUGAUCGACUACAAAGAGUUCGAUGCGCGCAAUGCGAGCGUAGCAUUCGAGUUCGGCUUCGGACUGAGCUACACCACGUUCAACAUCUCCUGCCUGCAGAUCGAGGUCGGCGCAAGCAAUGUUUCGAGAAUGCCUAAUCCGGCCGCCCCGAUCCAGCCAGGUGGUAAUGCAGAGCUGUGGGACACCCUCGCUACUAUUCGCGCGACCGUCACUAACACCGGCUUGGUUGCUGGCGCUACAGUGCCUCAGCUGUACCUCUCGUAUCCUCCGGAAGCGAAUGCGCCUGCACGUAGCCUGCGUGGUUUCGAGAAGAUGGCCCUCGAUGCUGGUGCAUCUGGCACUGUACAGUUCUCCUUGACUCGACGUGACUUGAGCUACUGGGAAACGACUGCGCAAGCAUGGACUCUACCCAGCGGUGAGAUUGGUGUGCACGUUGGGUUCAGUUCUAGGCGUCUGCCACUACAAGGGCAGCUUGCUGUUCCCAUCUUCGCCCGCGCGGAUUGA
Molecule: messenger RNA, 2205 nt
Organism: Alternaria atra
Lineage: Eukaryota; Fungi; Ascomycota; Dothideomycetes; Pleosporales; Pleosporaceae
Exons: 4
Coding region: 1-2205 (734 amino acids)
Biological process (GO): glucan catabolic process
Molecular function (GO): beta-glucosidase activity
Source: RefSeq, a predicted model, not a curated record